AAUCAACUGUUUGACUAUCUUUUGAUGUUUGAAUUUUAUUUCCUUACAAGCUUUUUAAAUGACCUCUGACCUCCGACAAAGCACAGAAUCCUGAAUUAUUUUUGUUUUUUACCUUAAAUUAGUACAUUUGAAUUACACUGAGUACAAAAAAUAAGAGACUCACAAACUAAAACUCCCCAAACUCCCAGAAAAUACACCAAGGACAUGCCCUGUGUGUCCUCGGUGGUGCUGCAGCUGCAGCAACAUAUUUUCUGAUGGAAAUCUGUAUGAAAGGAGAAUGGAGACCGUUAUUUCAGAGGAAGCUCUGCAGCCAGAGAGGAUGUAGCAACUCACAUUGCUGGCGAGUGAGAUCAUCCAUGUUCUCCAGAUUUAAACCUUGCUCCUCUCGCCGGGCACACACACGCCCUGAGAGGAUCCGAUCCAAGAAAAUCCUCUGUUUGGAUGAAGGGCUUUCGCUCUCAUAAGGCUUAACUCUGAGGCUCUGUGAAGGUCGACAAGUGUCUCUUGUUUGUGUGUGAUUUCAAAAUCCAAAGAUCCAAGUCAUCUGUCAAUAUUUGGAGUGAAUGCUCCCUUGAUACAAAUCUACAAGAGCCUCAAACCGGGCAGAUCUCCUCAGCUGUCAGAUACUGAAACGUGUCUGGAUGAGAGUCGACUCCGACCUUUGGACUGUCUCUGUUAUCAGACUGAGGUGGGAGUUUGACUCUUCAGGCUUUAAGUUAUCUUAACUGGUGAAUGCAUGGAAUUAGCAACUGAUACAAAUGUCUUACUUCAUCCAAACUUAGCUCUGACGUGAACAUUUGGACCAAAGCAUCCAAAUCUAAGCAAAUUAUUACCAUAACAUGUAACCAUACAACUCCCCCCACUAUUUUCCCUAUUCCUCUGAAGAGUGAAAGAGCUUAUAUAUCUUCUGCUGAUGGCUAUCAGAUAGAACAAAAACCUUUUACAGAGCAGAGUAGCAUGCAAAUAAUUUCAGAGUAAAAGGAUAUGAAAUGCUGCGUACUAUAAAUAAACACAGAGCAGGGGUCAGAUCACAUGGCGAAUUCUGAGAGUUUCAAGUUCAAGACGAAAAACACACACAAACUCCAAUCUUCCUUAUCUUAAAUUUGGCAAUGACUGUUUUUUUUUUUCUAGAUUUUCAUUACAACUGGAUUCAUCUCCAUGGAAGCAUUUGCUGAUAGUUAGGGGUGCGGUGUGAACACAUUUGACCAAACUUGGCCUUAUUAAAAAAGGGAGAAAAAAAAAGUUCCCGAAGGAUUUAUAGAUAAAUAACUGCUUCAUAGUGAAGCUUCACCAUAGAAAUCAAUCAAACUGAAUCACAGAACAAGCACAGUCACAUAUAUUUGAAAUUUAAAGCUGCAAUAAUCAAUGUUUUAUAUUAACAUUGGAUCAUUUAACCUACAAAAACCAUCAUCACUUGACUCUGCUGACCCUCAGCCCUGUUGAGCGUCUCUUUUAGGUCUUUUUGGUUUUCUGGCCUGCAGCCUAAAUGGUUUGGUUCCCUCUCACUGCUCUCUCUGCAUCAGCAGGAAGCUGUUUUCAGACACAGUCAGGGACUAGCUGGCGUACAUAGUAAAGUAUUUAGCAGCUAGAUAUUUCCCUCAGGAGUUUGUGGAUGAAUGCCAGUGUUGCUCCAUAUGCACUGGAUAAUUAAAUAAGCUGCUUACUAAUGUGUUUGAGUGUUAAAGUUAACUAAAAUAAGAGAUUUGCAUUAAUGUUAUUUGCUCCAUUGUUGUUGUUGCAUUUAUAGUUUACGGUUUCUGCUGCCCUCAAGUGGCUAACAAAUCAGUUUAAUCAGGUUAAAAAGACACAUUUCAUCCAAGGAAACUUCACACUAACAUGAAAGCAUGUAAUUUUAGUGUAACAUCCCUUUAAAAGACAUUUUUAUACCAUAAUCCUCAGCUCUGUCUCUGUUUCAACCCUGAUGGUGUCACAUGAUCUAUGAAGGUGGUUUUCCCUCUUUCGUUCAAACUGUCAUCUUUAACCGCCCACUAAUGGACAUUUAACUGAACUAGAAACACGCUCACAGAGUCAAGCAGGAACUCCUCAGCAGAACUUGAAGGUUUUAAAUGUCAGAGUGACUCAUUUUAUCUGAACUGACUGAGAUCCAUCACCCAGCGUGAGGUUAUCAGUGAUUAAAAGCUGUUAUCAGUAACUCUGUGUUCUGAUGUUAAUCUACGCGAUCAUCACUGUUCUGGACUGUGGCAUUAGGAUCUCUUUGUGGCUGUCGCUGCUCAUGCUAACCACUCAGGUCCUCUUCUAACGUCAUAUCACAGGAUGGUGUAUGAAUAGCAUGUCAUUUUGAAGGACAUCUCACAUGUCAUGUUUACACAUUUUUGGCAUUUAAAUGGCAUGAAAUGACAAAAAAUACAUAGUGAAACAUGCGAAAUGACUUAAGAAAUCAGUGUGCCAGGAAACAUCCUACAUUUUGAAAUACUGCUGCAGGUAUAGGCUGGAUCAGUACACAUCAGUUUGACUAGAAGAGGUCCAGAUUAUGAUUUAGUAUAUUGUCUCUAGGCAAUAUAGAUAAAUAUGCAUAACAUAAACAUCCUCCUUCAUUCCAGCAAUACCUCAUCCUCCUUUACACUCUGCACUCUACAUUUUAGAUGUAUCUGAUCAUUUCUACAAGAAACAAAAAAUCAGCCAGGGGUAGAGUGUUUCUUUCCUUUGACACACUUCCUGUGUUUGUUUGCUGCUGAUCAUUUAAGUCAAGGCUGAAAAUCAGCAGUUGGUCUUAUAUACAUGUUAACUUCUUUUUGAAGGAGAGUGUCUCUUCUAAGUUUCACUCAGCCCAUAUACUUUAUAAUGAGAUCACACACAUAAAAAAGUGGCCUCUCUAGUCUCGUCCAGACUUAAAUAUAGCCUACUGACAAUAGCAUUUAGCUCAAAGUGCCACUGUGCUGAAGAACAGAAGGCCCAGGGUGAAGUCAUCAAAUAAACACAGGUGCGGUUUAUUACUCAGAGAUGUAUACACAGUCAAAACAAAUAAGGAAAAGGAUAAGGAAAAUGGCAAUAAGACCUCCUGUGAGUAAGAAGUUCAUCCAGUAUUUUCCACCCUUAUCUUUAUAUUGUUAAAAGGUAAAAGUGUUUUUUUUUUUCCCAUGGACCGCACUGUGGAUAGUUCAUACUCUCUGUGAAGAGGUUCAUGGUUCUGCCACAAAGGUCUUCAGGAGGUAGAUAUUUAGUUUCUGAUCAUAACCAACUAAGAAAACCAGCAGAUAUUCACAUUUUUAAAAGCUGAAACCAGUUGAUUUGUGGUGUUACUGCUUUGUUGGUGAUGGUUUCCAUUUGUUUCUUUGAUUGUUAGCUGUGAUGAGAUUUGUUGGGGUUAGUCACUGAAUGUGAUUUCUCUACCUGAAGUCAGUUUACCACCACUGCUGCAGAAGAAGAAGUGAGGCUGCUUUCUGGUUAGAGGAGGUCUAGAUGAUCACAUACAGACUCCAGCUGAAAACCGUGCUCCUCUUAAACCCUCCUCUGGUGAAGAAUUAACCCUGUUGUUGGGGAGUUAGCACAUUCCUGCCUCCUCACUGUAGAGCCGCUUUCAGCUCUAUUGUGGUGGGUGAUGGAGUCGACCAAACACACUCACUCUCCCUCUCUGUCUCCCUCUCCCUGCCUGCUUCACAUCCAAACACUGGACUCCUGAUCCCCAGUGACCUGUGUCACCAUGCCAACUCCUACGAUCCUCACAGCAACCAGGAGUCCUCAGAGAAGCUGCUAGGUUUACACACAUAUUUACAUCUCUGUCAGCCUACAUAAAGUGGAUCCCCUUCAGUGCUGAGAGAGAGAGGGAGAGAGAGUGGACAGGAAGCAGAGAUGGUUUUCCUGUGGAGUCUCCUGCUGAUUUUCACAUUGCUGGUGAAGACAGGACUUGCGGUUGGAUGUGUGUGUCUGUCAGACACCUUUUUGUCCCAGUUUCCCUCUCAGGUUCCUGCUGGCAUCUGUUGCCUGAACUACUCUGGCUCUGCUGUCAGCCAUGUGCGCUGGUCUGUGUUUACCAAUGAGACAAACAUAGAGACGCUGGAUCUCUCCAACUGUAAUAUCAGUUCUGUUGAUAUGAGUGACAAAGAGGCCUCUAUGCUGCAGAGGGUUUACUUAGGUCGUAAUAGACUAACAACGUUGCCAAGGGAGUUUCUGGCUAGCCAGCCCAACCUGGUGGAGGUGGAUCUGAGCAGGAACCUGCUUAAGGAGCUUCCUGAGGGUUUCCUCCAGGACUCUGACAGCCUGCAGAAGCUGUAUCUUCAGGGAAACCAGCUACGUGUCCUCCCUGGCUCUGUGCUGCAGAAGCCCAGUCUGCAAAAGCUGGAGCUGGAGGGGAACCCCUGGGACUGCUCCUGUUUGUUACUGGAGGCCCUGGAGGAAGGCAGGAAGGCUAACAGGACCACCAAGCUGCAAGAUCUGGUGGGGAACCUCACCUGCUUCUCUCCCAGGCACCUAGCCGGCAGGACUGUGUGGACGGUGAGGCUCAGUGACGUGUGCCGUCCCGCCGGCCUGACCGCACUCUUCAUCGUGCUUCCCCUCCUCAUCCUCGCCGCUCUGGUGCUCUGCUGGUGCUGCGGGAGGAAGAGGAAGAAGAAAGAAGCGCCUGUGUUCAGCACUUCAAAGAAGAGGGCCUCCAACUCCAGCUGCAACGGCCAGAAACAUCGCAGCAAGCAACCACCUGCGGCCGCUGAGCAGGCUAAAGCUGGAAACACCACCACUGAGGGGAUCCUGAAGAACCAGCUGCUGCUACGCCCGGCAUCCACCCUCCUGGGCAGCACCAGAGACAUCUAUGAAGAAGUGGAGAUCAAGCUGGGUUCAGUGGAGUCUCUUCCCAGAGUCUCCUCACGCUGUUCCAGCUCCACAGACGGGAAGCAGGGCUCGCAGGAGCCCGACGGGGCCAGCAAGACAGAGCUGGACACAGUCAGCGUGACAGAAGUGAUGAAAGACUCAGCAGACAGGGAGAAGGCCUACAUGACCCAGUCCACUGAAUACUACAGCCUGGUUCCAGGCAUCGAGCUGGAGGACUCUGACCACGGAGAGUAUGAGAAUGUCGACCUCUCAUGACACCAUCUUAAAGGAAUAGUCCAACAUUUUGGGAAGUUUAUUUCCUUUCUGGCUGAGAGUUAGAGGAGAAAAUCAGCACCACUCACAUGUUCGUGUUAGGAGUCCUUGAAACCUUUCACUAUAAGUUUGAUUAUCUCACACAGGAGAUUUCUGUGUUUUUGUCUGUGCUCUUCACACUGGUUUAAAGUGGUUUGAUUGAACUACAUUGCUCCCUCUGUUUAGUGUAUGGAUUAACAAAUUAGAUAUAAUAAUUAGUGUGAAUUAGCAGGCGUUAAGGCUUGGUCACACUAUGAAGUGUCAAAGUAAAGCUUACCCAAGCAUCCUCGUUAAACAGGCAAUGCUAGAGGGUUGGUGAUAUAGUGACUACUCACACAGAUUGUUGGAAAACUACUGUAGCUGAUGCGCUAACAGGUAACACAUCAGUGUUAUAUCCUAUGGCUCUUUGAGCCUCUAUCUGUUUUCUCUGCACUGGGUUGUUUACUGGCAUUUUAAUCUCUUCAUCAUUUCAUUUACCUGGGUUCCUGCAGUGUUUAAUACCACAUACAAAGAAUGUAAUUUUAUAUCUUUUUCAUGGUCAUUAAGUAUGAUGGAAAACCAGUAGGGACAACAAGGCCUAAGCUAAGCUAAGCUAGCCAUCUCCAGCUUCAUGCUCAACGCACAGACAUGUAUUCUCAUCUAACUCUCAACAAGAAAGUGUAUUUCCCAAACUGUCAAAUUAUUCCUUUAAAUGCACUGAAAAGAGACUGUGUGUGUGUGUGUGUGUGUGUGUGUGUGUGUGUGUGUGUGUGCGCGCGCGCGUGUGUGUUUCAGAAACAGCCAGUUAUCUAUCAACACAGAGACAGUUUGGUCCAACCACUGUAGUAUCACAAUGUAGGAGGAAGUGAUUUAAUCCGGAGCUUUUCCUGUGGGACCUGAGGAACGCAGUGACUGUUUGAAAGGGAGGCCCACUUUUUUCUCUGUGGAAAAAAAGAGCAAUUUGCCAGCUGUUGUUUAUUCUAUUUAAUGCUGCACUCCAUGCAAACGUACACUUCAUGUUGUUUUUGAGUCUACAAAGGACAUAUUUUUAAUUCCUGUGCUUAGUUACUCUAAGUUUCAAGCAGGCUUUUAUGCAGUAAGUACUUCCCUUUACCUCACCUCAAGUGUGUCUGUUCUAUGCAUUCCACUUUGACUUGUCACUUAUUACAUUACAUACAGGGUGUUCUGGAUAAAACUCAUUUGUCUUAAGUUGCAAAACCAGAAAUAUAAGUGCUGAACGAUGACUAAUCCCAUCGCAAUGUCCACUGGACACGUGAAAUGUGGAAUGUAAAGCUUAGGUGAGAAGUCUAAAUUUAUAAAGUCAUUGUCAAGAAAGGAUAAAAGGACAGACGCUUGCUCAGGUUUGACGUCACAAAAUAAAAUGUGCAUAAUUGUUGGAAAAUGUCAGGACGACCACACGUAAAUGCUGGUGCAAGAUAAAAAUCUCUGUAGCGUUGGUGCAGUAAACUGAGAUGCAGAACAUUUCUGUGCAGCGGUGCGACAACAUAAUGACACUGGAGGGGGAAACCUACACAAAAGACACAGCUGAACAUUGGGGUCAUCACGAAGAAGCAGGACGCAGACUUGUGAUUGCUAUCUCAGAUGUGGAACAGACAGGCGUCUCACUCUCACACUUGUUGGCUUUGAAUGCUAAUUGGUUUGUGUUCAGUGAGACAGAGUGAGCGAGGGUGCAGCGAAGGGUGUGGAGCUUCCUGGAAUUUAAAAAGCAGAGGUGAAUUUUCCACAUGGGCUUUCACAUAUUUUCCAUUUAAAGCUUUAUACAUUGUUAGGUUCACUGCAAUCUAAAUGCCGAAAGCCGUUAGGUCAAAAGACAGACUGACACAUGAGUGUUUGUUUUUUGUUGUUUUAAAUAUCUGUCUUUUAGUAACUGUUUCUUCACGGUGUCUUUAGCUAAAGACACUGAGGUCAUGUCCUUUUUUCCACUUGUUUUUGGAAGAGUUUCAUCAACCUCAAGGGAAGUUACAUGCUCCAGUUGGGUGUUCACUAAACCCUGCCUGUGACUGGUGAUCGUCCAGUCAUAACUUAGCAAUCUUAACUAGUUGUCCUGUCAAGCUUCAUCAGUUGGCAAAAUCACUGCAUUAUGUGGCUGGUGAGAACUGACAGGUGUAGCAGCAGGGGAGGAGGCUUAUUCAACUGUCAAUUAAAACAUUUAACAGACUGUACUUAGUGGGUGUUUUAGAUGGUAGCGGGGUAUUGUUUUUACCCAAUUUAUUUCAAUUUGAGAACUUUUAGGCCAACAAAAUCAUAAAUGAAUAACAGCUUCACCCUUUAUUACCCCACAAUUUUAUUUCUGGCUCUAAGAGGAAGACACUGAAACAGCAGCAUUAGUUGCAAAUGUUGUUAGUGUGAAAAUUUUUUUUACAGAAAGUAUAACUGAAUAAAUUAAAUAUUAAAUAUCCAAUUAAUUUUACGUUUUCUGAGAGUGAUGAGGAGACCUCAGUAUUUCCAAAGUCCUGGCUGCAGCUCUGAUUGUAAAAGUGAAAUUAGGCAUAAUUUUAUAUUUUGUAUAACACGAAGUAGCAUUAAUAAUUCUUAUGUGUAAAAAAGAAAAUGGGUAAUACAGGUAUGACAUACAAUAAAAGCACUGAUUUCAUCUUUUUUUUUUUACUGGCAGAUGCAGUACCUUGAUUGUUGUUUUGUAUACAACAACUUUGAAUAUUGUUGAAAAUAAAAUUAAUGUUUUUUUUCAUUA
Lates calcarifer (barramundi perch) is the source of this 7768-nucleotide messenger RNA. RefSeq names its product leucine-rich repeat-containing protein 26. Gene Ontology annotation, molecular function: protein binding. Gene Ontology annotation, cellular component: plasma membrane. Lineage: Eukaryota; Metazoa; Chordata; Actinopteri; Centropomidae. The transcript has 3 exons. Bases 3811 to 5040 code for a protein of 409 amino acids. The record is from RefSeq and is a predicted model, not a curated record.